AUGACUAGACGAAAAAAGAAGGAUGAAGAAGAGCAACAAGAAGAUAAAGAUGAAAGUUAUUUAUCCAAGAAUAAUGCAAAUACUACUAUAGAGCAAGAAGUACAGUACCUGAAGAAGCUAUUAGAAACAAAGAAUGAAAUAAUUUUAGAUAAAGAGAGGUAUAUCAAUCAAUUAGUUAAUGAGAACAGACGUUUACAGGAGCAUUAUGAAUUGAUCAUUAGCAGUAUAGUGGAUAAAGAAACCAUAAUCACUUCUUUGGGGAAAAUAAAUGAAAGAGUUGAAAAAAUAGAAGCUACUACCUCAUACACCCGUUGUAAUGAUGUAAUUAAAUCAUAUAGUGGAGCUGUAAAAGAGUCAAAAAAAAGCAGAGAUGAGAAGAUUGUAGAAUGCGAACUUACAAAAGAAAAACUGACCGAGCUCAUAUUAGUAAAGAUUUGAUAAAACAAGCUGCAAAUGAAGUAAUAAAUGGUACAAGUAUCCGUAAAGCAGCUAAAAAUAAUAAAAUAGACAGAACCACGCUUUCGAGGUAUGUCAAUAAAUUAAAAGCUACCCCUGAUUCUGAUGUGUUCAUGGAGUAUGCAAACCCUCGCCAAGUUUUUUCGAAUCAACAAGAACGCAUAUUAAAAGACUACCUCUUACAAGUGGCAUCUAUAUUUUAU
This is a messenger RNA of Acanthoscelides obtectus, 659 nucleotides long. The record is from the annotation of a GenBank genome assembly. Lineage: Eukaryota; Metazoa; Arthropoda; Insecta; Coleoptera; Chrysomelidae.